Messenger RNA from Nymphaea colorata (pocket water lily), 2633 nucleotides. Its product is annotated as proline-rich receptor-like protein kinase PERK1. The transcript has 9 exons. Gene Ontology annotation, biological process: protein phosphorylation. Lineage: Eukaryota; Viridiplantae; Streptophyta; Magnoliopsida; Nymphaeales; Nymphaeaceae. The record is from RefSeq and is a predicted model, not a curated record. Bases 289 to 2343 code for a protein of 684 amino acids. Gene Ontology annotation, molecular function: protein kinase activity; ATP binding.
CCACCCUCCACCAGCCUGUCGAAUGUGAUUAAAAAUAGCAAAUAGGGAGAGAGAACAGGGGAAUUUGGAUGGGCAUGCAAGAAGGGAGAGGGACGUGGAAGUCCUCUCCACAGCCAUGAAAUGGCCUUCUCCAUCUAUUUUCUAUGGUGCCCGUGUCUAACCAAUCUUCUUCCUCUUCUUCUUUCCCACCAUCAUUGAAUAGAAACAAGGAGGCCGCCGAGGACGAGGCGGUUACCUGAGGGUUGAAACUUCCGGCGCCUUUACGCCGACACCUUUUGCCGGGAGGUUAUGGCUUCGACCCCUGUGACUGCUCCGUCGACGGACGGACCAUCCCCCCCAGCUCCCUCUGACGAUUCGUCACCGACUCCCCCAACUCCUUCAAACGAUUCCUCCCCGGCUUCCACCGCGCCGACGGCCUCGCCGCCGCCAGCCCCCGAAACCCCACCCGCAUCACCCCCGCCGACGCCUUCUCCACCACCGCCGUCGCCGUCUCCCCCGCCGCCACCACAACAAUCUCCUCCGCCUCCGCCUCCGCCUCCUUCUCCUCCUCCUCCCUCGUCAUCGCCAACACCCUCAACACCAAAGUCUCCGCCAGCAAAGUCGUCCCCUCCAUCGUCCAGUGCUUCUCCUUCACCACCCUCCACUAAGAACAGCUCGCCACCUCCGCCACCCCCACAAGCAGCAUUAUCAUUACCAAGCCCGCCUCCUCCUCCUCCUCCACAUUCUCAUGCUCCCUCACAUUCGUCCAAGACACCUUCGUCUUCCCGAAAUAAGUCCACAACAUCGACGUCAUCGUCAGCCAGCGACUCCGAUGCUACAGCAGUAAUUUAUAUUGGAGUUGCAGCAGGGGUUCUUGCGCUCAUAGUGGUUGCACUUAUUCUCGUUUGUUGCUACAAGAAGAAGAAGAAAAGACGCGAUCCGAUGCCGUAUUACACAGACACGGGACGUCCUCCUAAAGGAGGUGAAUACUACCACAGUGGGAGCUGGCACAAUGGGGCACCUUCUCACAGAGCAGACCACAUGAUGCAAAUGGGGCUCCCUCCUCCUCCAGGUGGCGGCGGCGCACCAGGCCAACCAGGCAGCGGAUGGGCGAUGCCACCGCCACCUCCUCCCAUGAUGAACAGCAGCGACAUGAGCUCCAACUUCUCGGGCCCAAGGGGACCCCCACUCCCUCCUCCCUCCCCUAACAUCGCUCUCGGCUUCACAAAGAGCACCUUCACCUACGAGGAGCUGGCGCUCGCCACCAACGGCUUCUCGCAGGCCAACCUUUUGGGCCAAGGCGGGUUCGGCUACGUCCACAAGGGCGUCCUCCCCAACGGCAAGGAAAUCGCCGUGAAGCAGCUCAAGUCGGGCAGUGGGCAGGGAGAGCGCGAGUUCCAGGCAGAGGUCGAAAUCAUCAGCCGCGUCCACCACCGUCACCUGGUCUCCCUGGUUGGCUAUUGCAUCGCUUCCAAUCAGCGCAUGCUCGUCUACGAGUUCGUCCCCAACAACACCCUCGAGUUCCAUCUUCAUGGAAAGGGUCGCCCAACCAUGGACUGGCCAACUAGACUGAAGAUCGCCUUGGGAUCGGCUAAGGGAUUGGCAUACCUCCACGAAGAUUGCCAUCCUCGCAUCAUUCAUCGUGACAUCAAGGCUGCCAACAUUCUGCUUGACUACAAGUUCGAAGCUCAGGUGGCUGACUUUGGCUUGGCAAAGUUGUCUUCGGACAAUUACACUCACGUCUCCACACGAGUAAUGGGAACCUUUGGAUACUUAGCUCCAGAAUAUGCAUCAAGCGGCAAGCUCACCGAGAAAUCAGAUGUCUUCUCCUUCGGGGUGAUGCUUCUCGAACUGGUAACUGGUCGACGUCCUGUGGAUCCAACUUUCAUGGAGGAUAGCUUGGUGGAAUGGGCAAGGCCGCUGCUAAUAAAAGCAUUAGAAGAAGGAGAUUUUGAGGAGCUGGUAGAUUCGCGGCUGGAGAACAACUACAAUGUGAACGAGAUGUCUCGCUUAGUUGCUUGUGCUGCUGCAAGUGUUCGACACUCUGCAAGGCGACGCCCACGAAUGACCCAGAUCGUGCGUGCAUUAGAAGGGGAUAUGUCGCUGGAGGCUCUGAACGAAGGGGUGAAGCCUGGACAGAGCGGCAUGUUCGGUUCUGGUUCAGAGUAUGGAUCUGAGAAGUACAAUGCGGACAUGAGCAGGAUGAGAAGGAUGGCUUUGGGAACCCAGGAGUUUGGAACUGAUGAGUUCGUUAGUGGGCCGACGAGCGAGUAUGGGCUAAACCCUUCUACCUCAACCAGUGAAAGUGGGAAUUCACGGGAGAUGGACUCCGGCCCCUAUUACAGAAACCAAAACAAGUUCUGAGUUCUGCACUGCAUCUGGGCAUUGAUCGACCAUGAACAAAUAGUCCUUCCUUUUGUGUUAUCCUUCCAUUUUUACCAGUAGGCGUUGGAAAAAAGAUCAAAAACAAAAGAAACUAGACUGCCAUUCUGCUCUCAGCUGUGUACUUGUGUUUCUCUCUUUCUUCGUCCCUCUUGUUCUCUUCGUUCCCCUGUCUCUGUGCUGUUGUCUUCUAUGGGUAAUUAGGGGGAUGAUAAUGAUUGGUAGUGAAAAAAGUGGUUCUUAAAGAUCGUAUAUAUGUUACAUUUUGUCUG